GGUUACAGCUUCCAAACAGUCAGUCCGGCGAAGGUGGCAGCGGCUAGCGGCUAGCGGCUAGCAAAACUGAUAUUUACCUGCUGUGUCGCGCACAAGUCAGACUUCAUUCAAAAGUGAGCAGCGCAAGCGAGUAGACGAAAAGCUCUCCGUAACGUUAAAAAGAACAUUUCGUAAACGUUGAGUUCAAGUUAAAGUUUUGAAAGCAAAACAUAAUAAAUGUUGACUGAGAAUAUGUAGCAAGGAUAGUAGUUAGAUGAAGAAAAAAUAAUCAAAUAAAGAGCGAAAUUUAUACGAAUUUGAUAGUUUGAGAUUUUUUUUUUUUUAAUAUUCUAAGAACAAAGUGUGAAAAAAAAACUGUUAUAAGUGCGCAUGAACUUUUAAGCUAAAGCGUUUAGUAUACAAAAACAAACAAAUCAAAUUUAAACUAAACUCAAGCUAAGCGCUCAAAAACGCAAAGAUUUGUGUGUUUUAAUUUUUUCAUUAAAUUAACUACUUAAAAAGCAAAGAAAACUAAUCGAAUUCUCAAUUCGUUUUAAUGCUUUGUUUUAUCCGUAUACUUCGUACGUUCUUUUGAGAAAUAAAUCAAAGUAAAAAGUUAAGCGCCAAAAUGAAAGAUCUUGCCAAUAUGUUUUCAUCACGCCGGUAUAGCGCAGCCAAUACCGAUGAUACCGAACAGCAACAACAAUUGACUGCGAAUAUACAUUCGGCAAUGGCGACAACAACGACGACAGGACCUUACACAACAGCGUGCGGUUCGUCGUUGUCGCGCGCCGCUGAAAAGCAGCGUACCAAAAGUUUGCAAGCCAAUCGUUCAAUGAAUCCUGCCGGCAUUCUAAGUUCGUUCUUUAAUGAACGCAAAAGUAAUAAGCGAGCGCGUUCACCAAAAUGCGCCUUUUUAUUACUCGCCCUUGGCGUAUUAGCAAUCACCACUGCUGUGCUGGUGAAAAUCUUCCAACCAUACGAUUUGAUCUUUAAAUGGAAACUAGUUAUGGAAGAUAAAGGCGAAAUUUUCGAUCUAUGGGCAAAACCUCCAGUAGAUCUAUACAUAAAGAUAUAUCUAUUCAACAUAACAAAUGCUGAGGCUUUCCUAGCGGGACGUGAAAAAAUGAAUGUCGAACAAGUUGGACCAUAUGUGUACAAAGAAAUUAUGACCCACGAAAAUAUCACUUUCAAUGCCAACAACACAAUGUCGACUAGGCCCAGUCAUCCUCUAGUUUGGCAAGAACAUUUGUCCGAAGGCCAUAAAGAAGAUGAUGAAGUGGUAAUGCUGAAUAUCGCAAUGUUGGCCAUUUCCCAUUUAACCGCCGAUAAACCGUAUUUCCUGCGCAUGGGCUUGCGCACACUCUUUGCCACAUCGAAAUCACAACCCAUUGUGCGUAUGACUGCCAAGGAAUUUAUGUUUGGUUAUUCCUCAUCGCUAACGACUCUGGGCAAUACGUUCUUUUCGAAUUGGAUAUCUUUUGAGAAAGUGGGACUUAUCGAUCGGAUGUACGACUUCAGCACCGACUAUGAAACAUUCUACACUGGCGCCACAAAUCCUGGCAUUUCUGGCCUCUAUGCCACCUAUCGCGGCAGCACCAACUUGCCACAAUGGGAUGGUGAACACUGCAGCAACAUUGAAUUGGCUUCGGAUGGCACAAAAUUCAAGAGUUUCAUACAACCCAAUGAGACUAUUAAAUUCUUCAGGAAGAGCAUGUGCCGACCCAUCAAUUUGUAUCGCACUGGUGAACCGCAAACUUAUGGCAGUCUAACUGGUUAUAAAUAUGUUUUCGAGGAGAAUGCAUUCGAUAAUGGCAUCAAUAAUGAAGCGAAUAAAUGUUUCUGCAGAAAGGGUAAAUGUCAACCUCAAGGUCUAAUCGACGUCACCGAUUGCUAUUAUGGCUUCCCCAUUUCACUAAGUUAUCCACAUUUCAUGCACGGUGAUCCUGGUCUACUUAAUAAUAUUACCGGCUUGGAACCAAAUGAAGAGAAAUUGAGCUCAGCAUUCGUUGUACAACCGCAAUCCGGUUUGCCGCUCUCCAUAUCCGCCAAAGUCCAAAUCAAUAUGCAUUUCGAUGAUAUGAACGCCUUCAGACAAGUCAGCCGUUUCAGUCAUCUUACAGUGCCCAUGCUGUGGUUCGAUAUCAUGAUGCCCGAAUUGCCCGAAUCACUCGAUACACGCUUCAAUUUCUAUCUCAACAUUCUGCCUUAUCUCGAUAUCAUCGGCUAUUGGGGUAGUCUGGUAGUUGGUAUUGCACUCCUACUGUACGCUGUUACUCGCGCCACACUACGCAUGUCGAAUUUGUCACAAUUGAAUAAAAUUUCCGAUGGUAAAUACAGCAAAGUGAAUAUGUUGCGCGGCGUCAACAAUGUUCAUUGCAAUGAUGUUUAUAAGCCAUGUGAAAUGAAAUUGUUGCAUCAACAUGAAAAAUCUCAGCAAGCGUCAGCACAUGAAACGAAUGUUAUUACACGUCAUGACGAUGAAGUUAUGCAGGCUGGUGUAGAUUUGUUGUAUAAGGAAAUGGCUGCUUCACAGCAACGUCACAGUUCGUUUGCAUUGGAAUUGGAACCGGCAUUAUCCUAUUCGGAGAGUGAUGAUGAUGAUGAUGAUGAUGAUGAUGUUAGCAAUUCAUCGGCAUCCUCAUCGCUAUGCAGUCACAAUUCAUCCACAUGUCCCUGUUUGUUGGAACAGCGGCAAGGUGCGGAAACUGAGGGUGAGCUUGAGGCUGCGGCUGCGGCGGGCGCUCAACAGCUCAGCAAUGGUCAAAUAAGCAGCAGCACGUUGGGAGGUUAUGCGGUGGCUUCAAAUGAGACUUCAAUUAACAUCGAUAUAAUUGAUAGUAAUCAAACUCAGCACAGAAACACUGCCCUUAGCACAGAUGCCAAGCCGGCACAUACCACAGAGGUAGCAGCAACAGCUGACAACAACAAAACACCCAACAGUAUAAAUAACGUUGCGCAACAACAUAAUCACAGCAGCAGCAGCAGCAGCAGCAGCGCAGGUGCAAGUAGCAGUCGAAGUGCCAAAACAGAAAGCAUCUACACUGUUUAAACUCAGUUUCAAUUAAGAACACACACACACACAUGACGACGUUGUAGGCGUACAUAUUAAGCGUACAACCGUUGUAACACAUACAUACGCAUUUUUUGGGUUUAACGGUUUAGUUCAUUAUUUUUACAUUUUUUUCUAAGUGUACCUUUUGAUAUUCAUAAUAACUACAUACCUGCAUAACUGUUUAUUGUAAUAAAUGUAGUAGUAGUAGUAAUUAGGCGCAUUAAGGCUAUAAUUUUUUUCUAAAUUAUUGUAAAAUAUUAAUUUUAUCAUUACGCCUCAUAGUUUUAGUUAGUAUGUUUAUAUUUAUAGAAUGAAAAACAAAGCAUAGCAGACUUUUGUAUUACGAAUACGUGGUAUAAAUGCAUGCAUUGCUUGCAAGAGCUUGUAUACGAUUUGGACAAACAAGAAAAAUCAGUUACUCGAAAGUAAGCAGCAACGCAUGUAUGUAUGUAUACGCAUAUACAUAUGUACGCAAAAGCGCUGCAAAGAAAGAAUUUAUUUUUAAGUCGUACCACCUCCAUGAGGUGCACAAAAACCAAAUUCAUACCACUAUAUAUAAGUGCAUAUGUACAUAUAUGUAGCAUGUCUAUAUUUUUAUACUCAUUAUACACGUCCUCUUUGAAUUUACACAAGUAUACUAUGUGAAAAAAAGUAAUAACAAACAAAAAAUGCGUUUUGAAUUGAAAAUGCGCAAAAUUUUAAAUAAGCAUGAAGUUCAAUUGAAAAUCUUCAUUCAAAAAAACAAACAAAA
Molecule: messenger RNA, 3785 nt
Organism: Rhagoletis pomonella (apple maggot)
Lineage: Eukaryota; Metazoa; Arthropoda; Insecta; Diptera; Tephritidae
Product: scavenger receptor class B member 1
Exons: 11
Coding region: 608-3031 (807 amino acids)
Cellular component (GO): membrane; cytoplasm
Molecular function (GO): scavenger receptor activity
Source: RefSeq, a predicted model, not a curated record